This is a messenger RNA of Owenia fusiformis, 3918 nucleotides long. The record is from the annotation of a GenBank genome assembly. Lineage: Eukaryota; Metazoa; Annelida; Polychaeta; Sabellida; Oweniidae.
AUGAAUACCAAUCUGGUCAUUUUUGUCAAUGGACAGAAGAUUGUAAAGAAGAAUGUCAGACCAGAGACAACUCUUUUACAAUUUCUUAGAAAGGAUUUAUUCCUGUCUGGUACCAAAUUAUCAUGUGGAGAGGGAGCCUGUGGAUCUUGUACAGUUAUGGUAUCCAGCUACAAUUCCAGCAGCAAACAAAUUAGGCACUACAGUGUAAAUGCUUGUCUGAUGCCUCUAGUAGCUGUACAUGGUUUAGCUGUGACUACAGUUGAAGGGAUAGGUAGCACAAAAACCAAGCUACACCCUGUACAGGAGCGCCUGGCAAAAGCAUAUGGCAGCCAAUGUGGAUUUUGUUCUCCUGGAUUUGUGAUGUCAAUGUACACGUUACUACGCAACUAUCCAGAACCUUCCAUGGCUCAGAUAGAGACUGCAUUCCAAGGUAAUCUGUGUAGGUGCACUGGCUAUCGAGCUAUUCUAGCUGGAUUCAGAACCUUCAGUAAGGAAUGGACUUGUGAAGAAGGAGAAAAUUGUUGUCAGAACCAAACCCUCUCUGACACUGGAUACAAUGCUUGUUCUAAAACAUUUGAUGCCAGCGAGUUUGCUGUGUAUGAUCCGACACAAGAUCCUAUCUUCCCCAGUGAACUUCAGUUGGAUGCAACCUACCAAACCAAAAGCAUCUGUUUCAAGAGUUCAAAUGUGGAAUGGUAUCGACCUAAUAGCCUGGAUGAAGUGUGUCAGUUGAAGCAACAAUAUCCAAAUGCAAUUUUCACUGUUGGGGCAACAAGUGUAGGAAAAUCCAUACGUAACAGUCAAAGUAAGAAGGUGUUUAUUUGCCUGACUAAUGUACAAGGCCUUGACAACAUGACAAUCACUGAUGCAUGUAUAGAGAUAGGAGCAACAGUCACACUUGCAUUUCUGUUGGAAUAUAUUGAACACCAAGCUACUGAAUCCAAAGGUUUUAAGAAAGCUGGCCUGGAGUCUAUCUUAGACAUGUUACAUCAAGUUGGUGGACACCAGUUGAGAAACGUGGCUAGUGUUGGUAGUAACAUUGCAAGCGGGGGAUCUACAUCUGACAUCUGUACAAUGAUGAUAGCUAUUGGAGCAAGAGUGGAUUUAUAUAAUGUAUCAAACAAAUCUACCGAGAGGAGAACUGUGUCAGAUUUGCACAAAGACGAUGGAACGUCCGCUUUACAACCCAGUGACUUGAUUACUUUUGUAUAUAUUCCAUUUAUGGAAAACGACGAAUAUCUAUAUUGGCACAAACAUGCAGAAAGGACCGACUUGAACUAUGCCACUGUGAACUCUGCAAUGAGAGUGAAGCUUGAUCCUGAUUCAAACACCAUCAAGGAUUUGGUUUUAUGCUAUGGUGGUGUUGGACAUGGAAGUAUUGUCGCUACGCAAGUUAGGGAAAAGACAGUUGGAAGAGAAUGGGCAGAUGAUUUGGUGGCAUUCGUGAGUGGUCUCCUGGGAGAGGAACUUAAUGUAACAUUGCCCCCUGUUGGUGGAAGCACCAACUACAAGAGAUCUCUGACAGUCGGCAUUUUCUUCAAAUUGUUCUCUAGACUUCAGUCAACUCUUCACAAUAUACAGAGUAAAAUUGUUCACGAUAUGUCAAGUGUAAGACAAAAAACAUUGAGUAGUGCAAGUCAGAUAUUUGAGACUUUGCCCAUUGACCAGGAUGGAAUCGAUCAUGUGGGUCAACCAGUUGUACAUAAAUCUGCCCUCCAACAGGCAAGCGGGGAGGCUGUUUACUGUGAUGAUAUUCCUACAUACAAUAAUGAGCUUCACAUUGCUCUGGUAAUUGGGAACAGAGCCCAUGCAAAGAUACUUAGUAUUGAUGCCUCUAAAGCCGAGAGAAUGCCUGGUGUUAAAGGCUUCCUAAGUUAUAAGGACAUACCGAAUCAAGUACAUGGAAAUAUAACAACAGAAUUUAUAUUCGCCAAAGACAAGGUAUUGUACCAUGGUCAUACUAUUGGUGCUAUCGUAGCAGAUACACUAGAACAAGCUAUGGCAGCCAGGCAGUAUGUACAUGUAGACUAUGAAGACCUUCCAGCUGUUAUUGAAUUGGAGACGGCUAUUAGUGAGAAACUCUACCUACCAAAUCCAAAGGUGUUACAAGCAGGAGAUAUGGAGCUUGGAUUCAAAGAAUCUGAUUUGAUAUUUGAAGGGGAAAUAUCUAUGGGAUCGCAAGAGCAUUUUUAUAUGGAACCACUGUCCAGUAUUGCACUUCCUAUUGGAGAGGCAGGGGAGAUAGAUAUCACCGUAACAUCACAAAGUCUCAUCGAUAUUCAGGCGAUGGUCAGCCAAAUGCUUGAUGUACCCAAAAACCGUGUUAAAUGCCACGUGAAAAGAUUGGGUGGAGGAUUUGGAGGAAAGGCUCAAUGUACUGAGCAAUUCCCCUUAAUUAGUGCUUUGGCAGCUACCAGAUUCAACAGGCCAGCACGACUCACUCUUGAUCGUGAAACAGACAUGAGAACAACUGGUAAAAGGAACAGAGCACAUGCGAAGUACACGGUUGGGUGCACUAAGAGAGGCAAGAUACUGGCACAUGAAGUUGAGCUUUACAUUGAUGGUGGCUUUUUGGACACAUUGACUGCACCGUUCAUGCCAUUCUCAUUGUUAAUUGCGGUGUGUGAUCAGGGGUAUGCAUUCAAUAAUGUGAAAGUUACGGGCUAUACCUGUGAAACCAACACCAAUCCUGGGGUACCAAUGCGAGGGUCUAUUUACAUACAACCGCUCAUCUUGACACAAGCCCUGAUUAAUGAUGUUGCCAGUAGGCUUGGGUUACCAAUUGAACAAGUACACAAAGUGAACAUGCUGCAAAUUGGUGACUUGGCACCUCUUGGACGUGAACUACCUGACGUACAUACCAUGCAUAAAUGUUGGCAGAGAUGCCUAGAAAGUAGCAGAUAUAUGGAGAAAAGGAAAAUGGUCGAAGAAUACAAUCGGAAAUCAAAGUGGAGCAAACGGGGCUUGUAUAUAAUUCCUACAACGAGAGAUUCACUUCCACCAUUAUAUGGAUUGUGUCAGGGUGGAGCUCUGGUGAACAUUUACACCGACGGCUCUGUUUGGGUUAACCAUGGCGGAGUUGAAAUGGGACAAGGACUCCAUACGAAACUAAUACAGAUUGCUAGUAAAGUUCUAAAGGUUCCACAGGAUGUCAUCCAUAUAACGGAAACAACCACGAACUGUGUUCCAAACGCACCUAUGACUGCGGGAAGUAUGGGUUCUGAUGUGUUUGGGAUGGCAGUUAAGAAUGCCUGUGAGAAAUUAAUGAAGAGACUCGGCCCAUAUAAGGCAGAAAAUCAAAACGGACAAUGGAAAGAUUGGGUUCUUGCAGCAUACAAUGAUUGUACGAGCCUCUCUGCAACAGGGUUUUACUUCCACCCUAAGGAGAACCACUGGGAUUUGGAAAAGCCACGUGAGGGCAACUUCAGCAAGUAUUACUUAUAUGGGGCUGCAGCUGUUGAGGUUGAGGUAGACUGCCUCACUGGAGCACACCGUGUGAUACAAGUCGAUGGUGUGAUGGACUUUGGUAGAAGUUUGAACCCUACCAUAGAUAUAGGCCAGAUGGAGGGAGCCUUCAUUAUGGGAUAUGGAUGUUUUGUAUCAGAACAAGUAGUAUACGAUAAUAAGGGUAAAUUGCUUACAAAGGACGCAACUACAUACAAGAUUCCUGGUGUCAGAGAUAUACCCACUAAGUUCAACAUGCAGAUUUUAGCAAGUCAUAGUGACGAGGCAGUUCUCUAUGGAUCUAAGGCUGUUGGGGAGCCCCCUCUACACAUGAGUAUUGCUGCAAUGUUUGCCAUUAAGGAUGCCAUAGCAGCAGCUCGUAAAGAUGCAGGAAUAGAGGGACCUUUCCAACUUAACUGUCCAGCUAAUGCAGAGCAGAUUCACACACUAUGCUCAACCAAAAUAAAUAUUUAA